AUCCUUCCCUUAGUUAUGCUAAUCUUAUUAACACAUGUAAUCAACCCACUAGCCUACAUCGUCCCCGUCCUACUAGCAGUAGCUUUCCUAACUCUCAUCGAACGAAAAGUCCUAGGAUAUAUACAACUACGAAAAGGUCCAAACAUUGUAGGACCCUAUGGACUUCUACAGCCUAUCGCAGAUGGAGUUAAACUAUUCAUUAAAGAACCAAUCCGCCCUUCCACCUCUUCCCCCUUUUUAUUUUUAGCCACACCAAUAUUGGCUUUAACCCUUGCUCUUACCCUUUGAGCACCAAUGCCAAUCCCUUAUCCAGUAAUUGACCUAAACCUAGGCAUCCUAUUUAUCCUCGCCAUCUCCAGCCUUGCUGUUUACUCUAUUCUAGGCUCAGGAUGAGCAUCCAAUUCCAAAUACGCACUAAUUGGAGCCCUACGGGCCGUAGCCCAAACCAUCUCAUAUGAAGUAAGCCUAGGCCUAAUCCUACUAUCAAUCAUCGUACUCACAGGAGGCUUCACACUACAAAUAUUCAACACCACCCAAGAAGCCACCUGACUUCUACUACCAGCCUGGCCACUAGCCGCUAUAUGAUACAUCUCCACCCUAGCAGAGACUAACCGAGCCCCUUUUGACCUCACAGAAGGAGAGUCAGAACUAGUUUCAGGCUUUAAUGUAGAAUAUGCUGGAGGGCCUUUCGCACUGUUUUUCCUAGCCGAAUAUGCCAACAUCCUACUAAUAAACACUCUUUCAGCCAUCUUAUUCUUAGGGGCAUCCCACAUCCCAACAAUACCAGAACUGACUUCUACUAACAUUAUAACAAAAGCUGCCCUUCUAUCCAUAUUAUUCCUGUGAGUCCGGGCCUCUUAUCCGCGAUUCCGAUAUGACCAGCUUAUACAUCUCGUAUGAAAAAAUUUCCUGCCCCUCACACUGGCGCUAAUUCUACUACAUGUUGCCCUACCAAUCGCAUUCGCAGGACUCCCCCCUCAACUAUAGCACUAUAAGGAGCUGUGCCUGAAUGCCAAAGGACCACUUUGAUAGAGUGACUUAUGGAGGCUAAAAUCCUCCCGGCUCCUUAGAAAGAAAGGACUCGAACCCAUAUUCUGGAGAUCAAAACUCCAAGUGUUUCCACUACACCACUUUCUAGUAAGAUCAGCUAAAUUAAGCUUUUGGGCCCAUACCCCAAAAAUGUAGGUUAAACUCCUUCUCUUACUAAUGAACCCUUACAUUCUAGCAAUCUUCCUUUCAAGUUUAGGCCUUGGCACAACCCUCACCUUUGCCAGCUCCCACUGACUGCUAGCCUGAAUAGGACUUGAAAUCAAUACCCUAGCCAUCCUUCCCCUCAUAGCCCAACAACAUCACCCCCGAGCAGUAGAAGCCACAACCAAAUAUUUCCUUGCCCAAGCAACCGCAGCAGCAACCAUUCUAUUUGCAAGCACCACAAAUGCCUGAAUUAUAGGAGAAUGAAAUAUUAACCAUCUCUCUCACCCUAUCGCAGUUACAAUUGUUACAAUAGCCCUAGCACUAAAAGUAGGCCUGGCCCCUAUACACUUCUGAAUACCAGCAGUAUUACAAGGACUAGACCUUACGACAGGACUAAUCAUAGCCACCUGACAAAAACUAGCACCAUUCGCACUACUAAUCCAAAUUGCCCCAUUUUCACCCCCAGCUUUACUAACUACCCUAGGCCUAUUAUCAACCCUUGUAGGAGGAUGAGGGGGACUAAACCAAACCCAACUACGAAAAAUUUUAGCUUACUCAUCAAUUGCACACCUAGGAUGAAUAAUUGUUAUCCUACAAUUUAUACCCCAACUCACCCUACUAACACUAGGCAUUUACAUUGCCAUAACAAGCGCAACCUUCCUGACAUUCAAAUUUAUAUCAACAACAAAAAUCAAUACAUUAGCAUUAGCCUGAACCAAAACGCCAACCAUCACAACAACAGCAGCCCUAAUUCUCCUAUCACUAGGGGGUCUCCCCCCUAUGACCGGAUUCAUACCAAAAUGAUUGAUCCUACAAGAAAUGACAAAACAAGGCCUCCCCCUAACCGCAACCAUCCUUGCCCUUAGCGCCCUCCUAAGCCUAUAUUUUUACCUGCGCCUCUGCUAUGCAAUAACCUUAACAAUUUCACCUAAUACAAACAAUGCCACAACCCCCUGACGCUUGCCAAACACCCAAACAAGCCUUCCCCUAGCUAUUCUCACAACUGCAGCCCUCACAUUACUUCCCCUCACCCCAGCAACCCAGGCACUAAUCCACUAGGGAUUUAGGAUAACCCAGACCAAUAGCCUUCAAAGCUUUAAGCAGGAGUGAAAAUCUCCUAAUCCAUGAAUAAGACUUGCAGGACUUUAUCCCACAUCUUCUGAAUGCAACCCAGACACUUUAAUUAAGCUAAAGCCUUUCUAGAUGAGAAGGCCUCGAUCCUACAAUAUCUUAGUUAACAGCUAAGCGCUCAAACCAGCGAGCAUUCAUCUAUCUUUCCCCGCCGUCUAGGGCAGCAAGGCGGGGAAAGCCCCGGCGGGGAAUUAGCCUGCGUCUUUGGAUUUGCAAUCCAAUAUGUUAUACACCACGGAGCUUUGAUAGGAAGAGGACUUGAACCUCUGUUUAUGGCGCUACAAACCACCGCCUAACCCUCGGCCAUCCUACCUGUGACGAUCACACGCUGAUUUUUCUCCACUAACCACAAAGACAUUGGCACCCUCUACCUUGUGUUUGGUGCCUGAGCCGGUAUAGUUGGUACCGCCCUUAGCUUAUUAAUUCGAGCAGAGUUAAGCCAACCCGGAGCCUUGCUAGGCGACGACCAGAUUUAUAAUGUUAUUGUUACCGCACACGCCUUCGUAAUAAUUUUCUUUAUAGUAAUACCAAUUAUGAUUGGAGGGUUCGGAAAUUGACUAGUUCCUCUUAUGAUUGGAGCACCAGACAUAGCAUUCCCCCGAAUAAACAACAUAAGUUUUUGACUUCUUCCCCCUUCCUUUCUUCUCCUGCUAGCCUCUUCUGGGGUAGAAGCAGGGGCAGGUACAGGAUGAACAGUAUACCCCCCUCUUGCUGGUAACCUUGCCCACGCGGGGGCCUCUGUUGAUUUGACUAUCUUCUCCCUACACCUGGCCGGUGUCUCUUCGAUCCUAGGGGCAAUCAAUUUUAUUACAACAAUUAUCAAUAUGAAACCGCCAGCCAUUUCACAGUACCAAACACCCCUAUUUGUCUGAGCAGUCCUAAUUACAGCCGUUCUGCUACUGCUGGCGCUCCCUGUUUUAGCUGCAGGAAUUACAAUACUAUUAACAGACCGUAAUCUAAACACUACCUUCUUUGACCCCGCAGGGGGAGGAGAUCCAAUUCUAUACCAACAUCUGUUUUGAUUCUUUGGGCAUCCAGAAGUUUAUAUUCUAAUUUUACCAGGCUUUGGAAUGAUCUCCCACAUUGUAGCCUACUAUGCCGGUAAAAAAGAACCAUUCGGCUACAUAGGUAUAGUAUGAGCUAUAAUGGCUAUUGGACUACUAGGCUUUAUCGUGUGAGCUCAUCACAUAUUUACAGUAGGAAUGGACGUAGACACACGAGCAUAUUUUACAUCCGCCACAAUAAUUAUUGCAAUUCCUACCGGAGUAAAAGUCUUUAGUUGACUAGCCACUCUUCACGGCGGAUCAAUUAAAUGAGAAACCCCCCUUCUAUGAGCCCUAGGAUUUAUUUUCCUCUUUACAGUAGGAGGCCUGACAGGGAUUGUAUUAGCCAAUUCUUCCAUCGAUAUUGUUCUGCAUGACACCUAUUAUGUAGUAGCCCACUUCCAUUACGUUUUAUCAAUGGGUGCUGUCUUCGCCAUUAUAGGAGCCUUCGUACAUUGAUUUCCCUUAUUUACAGGAUAUACACUACACAGCACCUGAACAAAAAUCCAUUUUGGAGUAAUGUUUGUGGGAGUUAACCUCACCUUCUUCCCACAACACUUCCUAGGAUUAGCAGGAAUGCCACGACGUUAUUCAGACUACCCAGAUGCCUACACCCUUUGAAAUACCGUCUCCUCAAUUGGCUCCCUAAUGUCUUUAGUAGCAGUAAUUAUAUUCCUGUUUAUCUUAUGAGAAGCAUUCGCUGCUAAACGAGAAGUAUUAGCUGUUGAACUAACCGCCACCAAUGUAGAAUGACUACAUGGAUGUCCCCCUCCUUACCACACGUUUGAAGAGCCCGCAUUUGUGCAAGUCCAAUCAAACUAACGAGAAAGGAAGGAAUUGAACCCCCGUAAACUAGUUUCAAGCCAGUCACAUAACCACUCUGUCACUUUCUUCUAUGAGAUGCUAGUAAAACGGAAUUACACUGCCUUGUCGAGGCAGAAUUGCAGGUUAAAACCCUGCGUAUCUUAAGCCUCACGGCUUAAUGGCACAUCCCUCACAACUAGGAUUCCAAGACGCGGCCUCGCCUGUAAUAGAAGAACUUCUACAUUUCCACGACCAUGCUCUAAUAAUUGUAUUCCUAAUUAGCACCUUGGUCUUAUAUAUUAUUGUUGUAAUGGUUUCUACAAAACUUACUAAUAAAUACAUCUUAGACUCCCAAGAAAUCGAAAUCGUUUGAACAAUUCUCCCAGCAGUAAUUCUAGUGUUAAUUGCACUUCCUUCUCUCCGAAUCCUGUACCUAAUAGAUGAAGUCAACGACCCCCAUCUAACAGUAAAAGCCAUAGGCCAUCAAUGAUACUGGAGCUACGAAUAUACAGACUAUGAAGAUCUAGCCUUCGACUCAUAUAUGGUACCAACCCAAGACCUGGCUCCAGGACAAUUUCGCCUGCUCGAAACAGACCAUCGCAUGGUAAUCCCAAUAGAAUCACCAGUCCGAGUGCUAGUAUCAGCCGAAGAUGUAAUUCACUCUUGAGCCGUCCCUGCCCUAGGCGUUAAGAUAGAUGCUAUCCCAGGACGCCUAAACCAAACAGCCUUUAUUGCCUCUCGUCCCGGAGUAUUCUACGGACAAUGCUCUGAGAUCUGUGGAGCCAAUCACAGCUUUAUGCCAAUCGUAGUAGAAGCCGUCCCGCUAGAACACUUUGAAAACUGAUCCUCCCUUAUGCUUGAAGACGCCUCACUGGGAAGCUAAACUGGGAUUAGCGUUAGCCUUUUAAGCUAAAAAUUGGUGACUCCCAACCACCCCUAGUGAUAUGCCACAAUUAAAUCCAGCCCCUUGAUUCGCUAUUCUAGUAUUCUCAUGACUUGUCUUCCUGACAGUAAUUCCAAACAAAGUAUUAAACCACACCUUCCCAAAUGAACUAACAACCAUUGAUGCCCAAGACCUCAAAACGACAACCUGAAACUGACCAUGGCACUAAACCUGUUUGAUCAAUUUAUGAGCCCCUCAUACCUAGGUAUCCCCCUAAUUGCAAUCGCACUCACACUUCCAUGAAUUCUUGUUCCUUCGCCCUCAAAACGAUGACAAGACAACCGCCUAGUUACACUACAAAAUUGAUUUAUUAAAACUUUUACACAACAACUACUCACGCCCCUAAAUCCCGGAGGACACAAAUGAGCCCUUAUUUUAACAUCCCUAAUAAUUUUCCUCUUAACCCUUAACAUCCUUGGGCUCCUUCCUUAUACCUUCACCCCAACAACUCAACUUUCCCUAAACAUAGGCCUAGCCGUACCAUUCUGACUUGCCACAGUAAUUAUUGGACUACGAAACCAGCCCACUGCAGCCCUAGGACACCUUCUACCAGAAGGAACCCCCAUCCUACUUAUCCCUAUCCUAAUUAUUAUCGAAACUAUCAGCUUAUUUAUUCGACCUUUGGCCUUAGGAGUACGACUAACAGCUAAUCUAACAGCUGGUCAUCUAUUGAUUCAACUUAUCUCCACAGCAACCUUUGUACUAUUACCAAUAACAGCAACAGCAGCCAUCUUUACCGCCACUCUUCUAGCCCUUCUUACCCUACUAGAGGUAGCAGUAGCUAUAAUUCAAGCUUAUGUAUUUGUUCUACUACUAAGCCUUUACUUACAAGAAAACGUCUAAUGGCCCACCAAGCACACGCAUAUCACAUGGUUGACCCAAGUCCAUGGCCUCUAACAGGCGCAGUAGCUGCUCUCCUAAUGACAUCAGGCCUUGCUAUCUGAUUUCACUUCCACUCAACCACAUUAAUAACACUAGGUUUAAUUCUGCUACUACUCACAAUGUAUCAAUGAUGACGGGAUAUUAUCCGAGAAGGAACCUUCCAAGGACAUCAUACACCUCCGGUCCAAAAAGGCCUACGAUACGGAAUAAUCUUAUUUAUCACAUCUGAAGUCUUCUUCUUUCUUGGAUUCUUCUGAGCUUUCUACCACGCCAGCCUUGCCCCAACCCCAGAACUCGGAGGAUGCUGACCUCCAACAGGUAUUGUUACCUUAGACCCUUUCGAAGUCCCUCUACUUAAUACUGCGGUCCUACUAGCAUCAGGCGUAACAGUAACCUGGGCCCACCACAGCCUUAUAGAAGGAGGACGAAAACAAGCCAUCCAAUCUCUUACCCUAACCAUUCUCCUGGGAUUCUACUUCACUGCCCUCCAAGCCAUAGAAUACUAUGAAGCCCCUUUUACAAUUGCAGACGGCGUUUAUGGCUCAACAUUCUUUGUAGCAACAGGUUUCCACGGACUACACGUUAUUAUUGGCUCUACCUUCCUUGCAGUAUGCCUACUCCGACAAAUCCUAUUCCAUUUUACAUCAGAACAUCACUUUGGAUUUGAAGCAGCUGCCUGAUACUGACACUUCGUAGACGUCGUGUGACUAUUCCUAUACGUCUCCAUCUACUGAUGAGGAUCUUA
This is a messenger RNA of Trichomycterus rosablanca, 6742 nucleotides long. RefSeq names its product NADH-ubiquinone oxidoreductase chain 1-like. The transcript has a single exon. Gene Ontology annotation, biological process: aerobic respiration. NCBI's taxonomy places the organism in Eukaryota, Metazoa, Chordata, Actinopteri, Siluriformes, Trichomycteridae. Gene Ontology annotation, cellular component: membrane. The record is from RefSeq and is a predicted model, not a curated record. Gene Ontology annotation, molecular function: NADH dehydrogenase activity.